Pipistrellus kuhlii (Kuhl's pipistrelle) is the source of this 3309-nucleotide messenger RNA. Its product is annotated as alcohol dehydrogenase 6. NCBI's taxonomy places the organism in Eukaryota, Metazoa, Chordata, Mammalia, Chiroptera, Vespertilionidae. The transcript has 9 exons. Gene Ontology annotation, biological process: retinoic acid metabolic process; retinol metabolic process. Gene Ontology annotation, molecular function: all-trans-retinol dehydrogenase (NAD+) activity; zinc ion binding. The coding region runs from base 120 to 1238 and encodes 372 amino acids. Gene Ontology annotation, cellular component: cytosol. The record is from RefSeq and is a predicted model, not a curated record.
AGGACCCAGCCUCUUAAUCAACCUGUGUACUCUUGGACUUUCCACAGUGAAAGUUGUAACCAGAAUCUCCCUUUCCCAACAUACUCAUUUGUGGCAAGAAGACCGUGAAGAAAGUCAGCAUGAGUACUACAGGGAAAGUGAUCAAAUGCAGAGCAGCCGUACUCUGGAAGGCUGGUGCACCAUUUUCCAUUGAGGAGGUAGAAGUGGCCCCACCAAAGGCAAAGGAAGUUCGCAUAAAGAUCACGGCUACAGGGCUCUGUGGUACCGAGAUUAAAAUGUUGGAGAAUCAAAUGCAGUAUCCCAUCAUUUUGGGCCAUGAAGGGGCUGGAAUCGUUGAGAGUGUGGGAGAAGGAGUGAGCACCGUGAAAGCAGGUGAUAAAGUUAUCACACUCUUUCUACCACAGUGUGGAGAGUGUGCCUCAUGCCUUAAUUCUGAAGACAACUAUUGUAUACAACUCAAACAGUCGCAUACCAGCCUGAUGACUGAUGGUACCAGUAGAUUUACCUGCAAGGGAAAAACAAUAUAUCACUUUGCCAAUACGAGCACCUUCUCUGAAUACACGGUGAUAAGAGAAAUCUCAGUUGCCAAGGUCGAUGCAAUGGCUCCUCUGGAGAAAGUAUGCCUCAUUAGCUGUGGAUUUUCCACUGGGUAUGGUGCUGCAAUCAAUACUGCCAAGGUGACCCCAGGCUCCACCUGUGCGGUGUUUGGCCUUGGAGGAGUCGGCCUGUCUGUUGUCAUGGGCUGUAAAGCGGCUGGCGCGGCCAGGAUCAUUGGGGUGGACAUCAAUAAAGACAAAUUUGAGAAGGCAAAGCAAGUGGGUGCCACUGAGUGCAUCAGCCCACAGGACUUCAAGAAACCCAUCCAAGAUGUUUUAGUUGAAAUGACAGGUGCUGGUGUGGAAUUUUGCUUUGAGGUCAUCGGAAAUCCAGAAAUGGUGGCAGCUGCCCUGGCCUCCUGCCAUGAGAGCCAUGGAGUCUGCGUGAUUGUGGGGCUCUUGGAUUAUGGUGUCCAGCUCAACAUCAAUGGCUACUUGUUCUUCUCAGGACGUUCUUUGAAGGGAUCUGUUUUUGGAGGCUGGAAAAGCAGAGAGAACGUCUCUAAACUGGUUUCAGAUUAUAUGGCAAAGAAGUUUAAUCUAGAUCCACUGAUUACCCAUACUAUGAGCCUUGAUAAAGUCAAUGAAGCCGUUAAAUUCAUGAAAACCGGAAAAUGUAUCCGCUGUGUCAUGUUACUUUAAGGACAAUGUAAUGAACACAAGAUCCGUGGCAUAUUUUCACCAACUAAAUUGCAUCCUGUAUAACUUCCAUGACUUAAAAGGAUUAUCCACACAGGUCUUGCCUCUGAUUCAUUCCGUAGUGGGCUAAUAUCUGACUUCUGCUCUCACCACCUCAUCAAAAUUGAUCCUUUGUCAUCCAGUCUCACCCAGGAACAGCUCCCUGUUAGAGCUAGUGUAGGGUUGAUUUGAAUCACCUAAUUCCAAAACCUUCAAACAGUCACCCCAAGAUACUCCCAUUUUCAUAGUUGCCUUUACCUCUGGGCCCCUGAUUCUUUGCACACUAUGUCUCUCAUCCCCAUGAAACUCCACUCAUUUCACACCAAAGAAAUAAAAUUUACCAAUCAUGAGUUUAUUGUACAUUCAGGUUAAAGCCAGCUGAUUGGGGGGGAAGGGGACUUGAUUACAUUAACUUAAAUAUAUCCCAGUUAAACACUAAGUCCUUCAUUCUUAGUAUUACUCAUCUCAGAGAUACUUCUACUGGCAUUUCACCUUAUAUAACCCAGCCUCAAACCAUCACUUAUGCUUCUAUGUCACUCACCUCUUCUCUCAUGGAUUGCCAAAGGAACUUUAAGUUCUUUUUUAUUUGACCAAGACAAUUUAGCUCUCAGCAGUUUGUGUCACCUGGCUUCCUAGCCAAGCCAUCUAAAAUUCAGCAGAAAGAAAAAGGGGCUUGAAAGAAAAGGAGAGUCAUUAAUUACCAGGAUCCAUGCACCCUAGGAGGCAGCUAUGGUAUUAAACAAUAAAACUGGCUUCUAUUCCACUCACCAAGGAAAGAGGAGAUAGUGUGUCAUUAUUACCAAUGAGUAUCAUUGUUUCUUUCCUUCAAGAAGGAGAUGAGAUAAAGACAAGGUCCAGCAGGGAUUUGUGGCACCCAAUCCCUCUCUACCCACUUCUCUGCCCUACUCCUUCCUAAUUCUCCUAGAACCUGAGUUAAGAUUGAGCCCUCAUGGGAUAUGGCUUCUGCCCUAUUCCCUAGAUAUAGAGUCUCUUUCAAACCCUCUUCUCCAAAACACACACCAGAGCUCCCUUCCUAGUUAAGGUUUCUUCUGCUGCGGUUUAGGCUCCCCGAGGUCUGAAGCCACUAGAUCAGACAGGAGUCCCGUGGACCAGCAGACCUCGACAGACCUCGGGAAACCAGGAGAUGAGAUGUCACGUUUGUACCUCGUCCAGUCGCCUCGUGAGUUAAGAUCAGCCAGGAAGGUGAGCUACAUCCCCAGCCUAUCUCUGCAGACACAGCUGCCACGUGUAUCAAAAGGCUCUCAAGAGACUCCGAUUCUCACACUGAGAAGCAGCCUCAUGAGGUGGGCAGCCUGCCUUUCCUUCAGGGUCCCUGCCUGCUACAAACAGAGGGGAUAGGCGCUAUCAAACGUGUUCUUUGUCUUCCAAACUGUGAUCCCAGUGGGAGAGGGCUCUCCUGCAGUGGGUUCAACCCUUAGCCUCUGGCAGAACUCUUCGAGUCCUAACGAAACAAUGGACAACUAAGCAAGGAAAAAUGAUUAACUUCAGUGCCAAGUAGUCAUUUGUUUCUGCAUCUGGUGUGCUGUUUAUUCUCAACACUUUGUUCAAGCACAGUUGUCUCUGGGGCCCUUCACCCUCCUGCUUUGGAAUAGAAAAUGACUUGUAUGUUGAUUUUAUUCAACCUGCUAUCUACAUUAGAAUCAGAGAAGGGCCUAGGUCCCAGCGGGCUGCCACUGCUGGCUGCCUCCUCUCUAGUCAUCACAAAGAGUAUUUUGACAAAAACUGAGGGCUCAGCAUAGGGCAUGCCCUAUGGGGAAUGCCUCUGCCAACAAGGGAGUGGCACUCUCCUUCUCCAUCUCCCCAAGUCUGAGCCAGAUGCCAACUCUGCUCUGCUCUGCACCUCUGUUCCCUGAGGGCAGCUCAGCAUGCCCCUGCCCUGCCCUGCGAAUAACCUUACUAACACUAAGAACUUGGAGAAGUCUUCAGGUCUUGGAGGGUCUGAGUCUGACCGAAAAUCUUUUGCUCUCAACAGCACCUGCAUCCUGCCCCAAGAAAGCCCACUUCUUUAAGCUGC